Aphanomyces invadans is the source of this 1539-nucleotide messenger RNA. RefSeq lists its product as hypothetical. Gene Ontology annotation, cellular component: extracellular region. Gene Ontology annotation, biological process: carbohydrate metabolic process. Gene Ontology annotation, molecular function: cellulose binding. The coding region runs from base 365 to 1468 and encodes 367 amino acids. The record is from RefSeq and is a predicted model, not a curated record. NCBI's taxonomy places the organism in Eukaryota, Oomycota, Saprolegniomycetes, Saprolegniales, Verrucalvaceae. The transcript has a single exon.
AUCGCCCCAUGUGCACACGAACGCGAGUCGACUGCAAGUGUGCGCCGCCGACCACCGCGACUGACUUUUUCAACCCCACGACAUGGAGGACGGUCGACAUGUCCUGGACCAUUGGGACAUGUAGGGUCCACUUGUUGAGAAGCCGCCGUCGGUCGCCGUGGCAGGCGAGAGCUGAGUCCGUUCGCCGACGUCCGCCACCGCAUACAGUCACGGAAACCAUCGCAAACGUGGCAGAACGUGUGCCACCGCCACGACCUCAACAGUCGUUGCGGGUCUCGACCCCAACAAUCGUGUAGUACCGAAUUUGGUCGUCAAGUGUCACCUCUCCCCACAACGAAGUCUUCGUCGCCGUCCAUUUGCCAACAUGCGCGCCGUCGUCGCAUUGGCGGUGGCCGUGUCUGCCAGCCAAAGAGUGCACGAUCGCCACGCUGUGCGGUCCUGCACCAACGUAAGUGUCGUGGGUGAUGCUACAUACUGCGUGCAAGGCGCGAUCUGCGGCGACCAAGGAGACGUGUGCCCCAAGCAGGGCGACGCGGCCGUCGCCGACUGCGUGUCUACUUUGUCGAGCUAUGUCGGCGCGACCGCCACGUGCGUUGCGCCGGCCGACGCCACGUGCCAGAACAUUUCAUCGGGUGCCCGUGGCUGUGUGUUUGGCACCGUGGCCAAGACGUCGACGACUCCAGCUACGACCACGUCGAUCCCGACGGCCGAUGCGGCCUUGACGACGCCGCCGACCACCGGCGCAACCAAGGCCAACUCGUCCAACGUGUGCAGCACCAAGUGGAGCCAAUGCAACGGCCAGAACUGGCCGUUUGGCGUGUGCUGCCAAGACGCUUCGUUCGAGUGCGUGCGCAAAAACGACUACCUGUCGCUGUGCGAGCCCAAGCAGCCCAAGAGGAAGGAGCACAGUGCGGCGGCGGGGACGGUGGCGGCAUGGGAACAGUGCGGCGGGAAAGCGUACCGCGGCGACUCGGUGUGCACGCCUGGCAACGUGUGCCAGGUCAUCAACGAAUGGUUGUCGCAGUGCCAGCCUGCAACGACCGACGACGAAGAGAAUGCCCUUGCCACGUACGCGCAAUGCGGCGGCGUCGGCUUUACCGCGACCAACAAGGUGUGCCGCGACGAUGACACGUGCUUUCAGUACAACGAAGUGUACUCGCAGUGUGUGCCGCGCACGUCGCAGGAGCACCGCCGCGUCGUGCACGGCCGGGGCGACGAAGAGCAAGAACGUCUGGCAAUCCAAAACCUACGAGAUGACCAAAUGCCGCCGUGGCAGGCGACAGACCCGGUCCCGCCCCUUGAACCCGGUCCGUACACGGACGAAGGCGGCCGCAAGCGCACGGAAGGCCGAUGCGCGGGCUACAAGUACUUUGACUGCUGCGAUUACGAUGUCCAGUGCAAUUGGGUGGACGACCUAAACCCGAACUUUGUCUGCGUUCGCGGGCAGUGCCAGCACAAAGACUUGUAGGAGUGAUCUCGUCGAGUGAGGGACCCUCGUCGAGCUAGGUAUAAUCUUCAAGUGGCGUGUUCAGUUGUGGA